Molecule: messenger RNA, 1149 nt
Organism: Prunus armeniaca (apricot)
Lineage: Eukaryota; Viridiplantae; Streptophyta; Magnoliopsida; Rosales; Rosaceae
Source: the annotation of a GenBank genome assembly
AUGCGUCUUGUGAUUGCUGUUGAUGCUACCCAUUUGAAGUGCAAGUACAAAGGUGUUUUGUUUGUUGCCACCGCAUUUGACGGAAAUCGUAAUAUAUAUCCUCUUGCCUUUGGGAUUGGAGAUUUAGAGACGGAUGCGGCUUGGGAGUGGUUUUUCACAAAACUACAUUGUGCAAUUGGUGAUUGCUCGAAUCUUGUUGUCAUAUCUGAUCGAAAUCUUAGCAUAGAAAAUGGGUUGAAAAGAGUUUUUCCUGAGGCAGCACAUGGUGUUUGCUUUUAUCACUUGAAGGGCAAUAUGAAAGCCUCAUUUAAGUUGAAGAAGCGGGAUCCGAUAUUGGGGUUUUUUGUGCGGGCGGCUAAGUCUUACCGUCUAGCAGAGUUCAAUCGUUAUUUCUCCAUGAUAAACAAUGAGCGAGUGCAAACUUAUCUAGUACGUGCAGGGCUCCAUAAGUGGUCUCGAGCCCAUUGUGAUGGACGACGAUAUAAUGUCAUGACAACUAAUAUUGCAGAGUCCAUUAAUUCAGUUCUUCGUUUUGCAAGGAUGCUUUCGGUGGUACACUUGAUUGAGGAAAUUAGGAAUAUGCUUCAGAAUUGGUUUAGUCAAUGUCGAGAUUUGUCAAUGAAAUGUAAAUCUAUGUUGUGCCCUGAUUUAGGUGAAAAGAAGUUGAGGAAGAGAUUAGACGCUGCUUCGAGGAUGAAUGUGGUUAAAACCAAUGAUAUGGAGUAUAAUGUGCUUGAUGGUGAUAUGAACGGUCUCGUGCAAUUGCAAAACUAUAGUUGUACGUGUAGGAAGUUUGACUUAGAGCAACUCCCGUGCAAGCAUGCUAUUGCGGUAUGUCGGCACUUGAAAUUGAACCCAUACUCAUUUGCCUCUUCGUAUUACACUCGAGCUACAUGGGCAGCUGCAUAUGCUGAAUCCAUUUAUCCUGUACCACCUCAAGGGACAUGGGUUAUUCCCGAAAAUGUCCAAAAUGUAAAUCUCCUCCCUCCUAUUUCAAAGGUUAUGCCGGGCCGUCGUAAGACGCAAAGAAUACCUUCUAAAGGAGAGGACUCGCAAGAAAGAAAAUGGUCAAGGUGCGGUGUGAAGGGCCACUAUCGAAGUACAUGCAAAGAAGUUAUUCCCGUCACUAACAAGAAGCAGAUCAUUUAG